AUGGUGGCUGGGGCUUCUGUGGUUUGUGGCAGUUAUGAGAGAUAUCUAGGUCUUCCAGCUUUGGUAGGAAGAUCUAAAUACAACUCCUUUAAAGUAUUGAAGGAUAGGGUUUGGCAGAGGAUCUCUAGCUGGAAAAACAGCUUCCUUUCACAAGCUGGAAAAGAAGUUUUGAUAAAGGCAGUGCUUCAAUCCAUCCCCACGUAUACCAUGAGUGUGUUCAAGCUCCCUAUGAAGUUGUGUAAGGACAUGAAUGGAUUAUUUUCAAGAUUCUGGUGGAGGAAGCAGCACAUGGAGGGGGGUAUCCAAUGGAAGAAAUGGGAAUCUUUGGGGUUGCAAAAAGGGAAGGGAGGCUUGGGAUUCAGGGACUUGGAAAGCUUGGCAGACAACCCUCUUUUCUAUGGAGAAGCAUCUGGUCAGCAAGAGAUUUUGCUUCUUGAGGGAUUGAGGUGGAGAGUGGGGGAUGGUAGUAAGAUUCAAAUAUGGGGCUCUAAAUGGAUGCCAACACCUACAUCCUUUUCAGUCCAUUCACCAGUGUCUAUGCUAAGGGAAGAUGCAAAGGUGGAAGAGCUGAUUGACAAACAGAACAGAGCAUGGGAUGAAGGGAGAGUGAGAGCUAUUUUUUCAAGUGAAGAGGCAGAGCUAAUUCUUAACAUUCCCUUGGGCAGAGGUAUGGCACAGGAUAAAAUUAUAUGGGGACCUUCAAAGAAAGGGGCUUUUACUGUCAGCAGUGCAUACUAUUUGUAG
Messenger RNA from Juglans regia (Persian walnut), 744 nucleotides. RefSeq lists its product as uncharacterized. Lineage: Eukaryota; Viridiplantae; Streptophyta; Magnoliopsida; Fagales; Juglandaceae. The record is from RefSeq and is a predicted model, not a curated record. The transcript has 2 exons. Bases 1 to 744 code for a protein of 247 amino acids.